Papilio machaon (common yellow swallowtail) is the source of this 2768-nucleotide messenger RNA. RefSeq names its product carnitine O-palmitoyltransferase 1, liver isoform (gene whd). NCBI's taxonomy places the organism in Eukaryota, Metazoa, Arthropoda, Insecta, Lepidoptera, Papilionidae. The coding region runs from base 371 to 2734 and encodes 787 amino acids. Gene Ontology annotation, cellular component: mitochondrion. The record is from RefSeq and is a predicted model, not a curated record. The transcript is spliced from 17 exons. Gene Ontology annotation, biological process: carnitine metabolic process; fatty acid metabolic process. Gene Ontology annotation, molecular function: carnitine O-palmitoyltransferase activity.
CCUCUCACUCCUCAUUCGUUUUUAGUUUGUCGCUGCGCUGUCUUUAGCUGUGUUAACUUUUGAUGAAACGAUUGUUAGGUACAACCUAGUUUCGUAUUAAUAAUUCCUUUAUUAAUUAAAAUUUUUGUUCUGUUAUUAGUAUUUUUAGGGGGAAAACGACAUUUCUUAGAAAUAAGUAAUAUAGAACAGGUAGACAUGCCGCGACACAAUGAUAAAUAGUGGUAUAUAAAUAAUAACCAAAAAGGUACUGUUAUUUUAACAGUACCUACUUCCAAACUAAAUUGUGGCAACUACAUAGAAAGUUAACAAGCUGUUCGUCUCUUUCCAUUGAGAAGUUAGGCAGGUUGGGGUCGAGUGAAGCUAAUUCAAGAUGGCGGAAGCACACUCUGCGGUCGCGUUCUCUUUUGCAAUUACCCACGACGGAUGGGACGUCAACUUUGAUCGGGAGGUGCUCUAUUUGGUGUGGGAAUCUGGCCUAAGGUCCUGGAAGAAACGAUUAGCGCGAUUCAGGAACAGUGUAAGCAAUGGCGUGUACCCGGGCCAUCUUCAAUCUCUAUACGUUUUAUGGGCGUUGCUAGUGGCAACACAUUUUGGCGGCUUUAAUAUACCUUUUGGACUAGUACAAAAAGCAUUAGCUGUUUUGCCUGGGACAACUACUAUGUGGCAAGUUAUAGCUUGCUUAUUGGCAGCUCUCACAAUGUGGUUAUCAGUCAUAUUCCUGAUGCGGUAUCUGCUUAAAGUUUUACUCAUGUACAAGGGCUGGAUGUAUGAAUCUCGAGCGCCCGGAGCGAGGAUAUCAUUUAAAACAAUGCUAUGGGUUAGUGUUGUCAAAAUUCUAUCAGGCUGGAACAAACCUAAGCUGUACAGUUUUCAAGGAUCUCUACCUAGACUUCCAUUGCCGUCUGUUAAAGAUACUAUGAAAAGGUACCUGAAUAGUGUCCGUCCGUUAUUAGAUGAUGAAAAUUACCAACGAGUUGAAAGACUUGCUAAAGAAUUUGAAGAGACGAUAGCAGUUAAAUUACAAAGAUACCUAAUUUUAAAAUCAUGGUGGUCAAGCAACUACGUAUCGGAUUGGUGGGAGGAAUACGUUUAUUUGCGUGGUCGCUCCCCAUUGAUGGUUAAUUCAAACUUCUACGGUACUGAUGCUAUCUUACUUAGACCCACAACAAACCAGGCCGCGAGAGCUGGCGCAAUAAUACACUUCUGUCUACAGUUCAGAAGACUUAUCGAAAGACAGGAAUUAGAACCGAUAAUGCUUCAAAAUAUGGUACCAUUGUGUUCAUGGCAGUAUGAACGUCUAUUCAACACGGUACGCGUUCCUGGAGUAGAGACGGACAAGUUGGUACACUACCAGGACUCUACUCAUGUCACCGUUUAUCACAAGGGUCGCUAUUUCAAACUAAUGGUUUACUCUAGAGGCAGAUUACUUAGACCUGUGGAAAUACAACGUCAAAUCGAACAAGUCCUUCAUGAUAAUUCGGAACCGAUGAUAGGGGAAGAGCGGGUUGCCGCAUUAACUGCCGGGGAAAGAUCACAUUGGGCUCAUAUACGACAGACAUGGUUCAAUAGAGGACACAACCGUACCUCGCUACACUGCAUUGAAAGAGCUGCUUUCAAUGUAUGCCUUGAUGAUAAAGAGUAUGGAUAUGAUGAGAACGAUCCUAGCAAGUUAGAUGAAUACUGUCGUAUACUAUUGCAUGGUCAAGGACAUGAUCGUUGGUUCGACAAAUCUUUUAACCUCUGCUUCAGCAAAAAUGGAUUCGUCGGAUUCAAUGCUGAGCAUACUUGGGCGGAUGCACCUGUAAUGGGUCAUCUUUGGGAAUAUGUUAUCUGGUUUGAAUUACAGAAUGGUUAUACAGCAGAUGGCAAUGCACAUGGUAUUAUAGAAACAGCUCCUCCACCACCAAUAAGAUUGCAAUGGGACUUGAACAAAGAAGAAUUAAUGAAAGGAAUCGAUGUGUCUUAUAAUGUUGCCCAGAAUUUACUAAAUGAUGUUGACUUACGUAUACUAACCUACACCCAAUAUGGAAAAGGUUUCAUGAAGAGUUGCCGCGUGUCUCCGGACGCGUUCAUCCAGCUGUUACUGCAGCUGUCGUACUAUAGGGACGCAGGUCGCUUCUGCCUUACCUACGAAGCCUCGAUGACGCGCUUGUUCCGCGAAGGUCGGACUGAAACUGUUCGCUCCUGUACUAUAGAGAGUACUGCAUGGGUCCGCGCUAUGGAAGAUCCUAAUGCGACAGUUGAAGAACGCAUGCAGCUGUUCUUGAAGGCGAGCAAACGUCACCAACUCGGUUACCAAGAUGCGAUGGCGGGAAGGGGCAUCGACCGUCAUCUAUUCUGUCUCUAUGUCGUCUCCAAAUAUCUUGAACUCGACUCACCUUUCCUACAAGAAGUCUUCAAUGAACCGUGGCGACUAUCCACCAGUCAAACACCACAUGGUCAAACGAACAUGUUGGAUAUGAAGAAGUAUCCGAAAUGCGUAAGCGCAGGCGGCGGCUUCGGCCCUGUUGCAGACGACGGUUACGGUGUUUCAUACAUUAUUGUUGGAGAAGAUACUAUCUUCUUCCAUGUAUCGAGCAAGAAGAGUUGCCCUAUAACGAGCUCAAGCAACUUUGUGAAACAAAUCGAAAGGUCUCUGAAGGAUAUCAAAGAGCUCUUUACAGAAUAUAAUAAACUUAAAAAAAAAAAUAAUGGUAUAAAACGGUUAGUUUCCACUGUUGUAACACCUGUGUAACAACAAUAUUACCAUCUCAUUCAUUCUUUUUAGA